Molecule: messenger RNA, 7014 nt
Organism: Caretta caretta (loggerhead turtle)
Lineage: Eukaryota; Metazoa; Chordata; Testudines; Cheloniidae
Gene: PGAP3
Product: post-GPI attachment to proteins phospholipase 3
Biological process (GO): GPI anchor biosynthetic process
Cellular component (GO): endoplasmic reticulum membrane
Molecular function (GO): hydrolase activity, acting on ester bonds
Source: RefSeq, a predicted model, not a curated record
GCGGCCCCUUCCGGUGCGGCCGGAAGCGGCUGUCCCAUGGUCUGGCGGCGGGAUGGCGGCGAAAGGGGCCGCGCUGCUGCUGCUGCUCGGGGCGGCAGCGGCGCCGGGCCCGGUGCGGGGCUCGCAGGGGGAUCGGGAGCCCGUGUACCGGGACUGCCUGGCCCAGUGCGAGCGGCGCAACUGCUCGGGGGCCGGCCUGCGGCACUUCCGCUCCCGGCAGCCGCUCUACAUGAGCCUGACAGGCUGGACCUGCAGAGAUGACUGUAAAUAUGAGUGCAUGUGGCUUACAGUGGGGCUUUAUGUCCAGGAAGGUUACAGAGUGCCUCAGUUUCAUGGCAAGUGGCCCUUUUCUCGCUUCCUGUUCUUCCAGGAACCUGCUUCUGCCUUUGCUUCUUUCCUUAAUGGACUUGCCAACUUUGUGAUGUUGACUAGAUACAAAGCAUCUGUCCCGCCUUCCUCUCCCAUGUACCACACCUGUAUCGCCUUUGCCUGGGUUUCAUUAAAUGCCUGGUUCUGGUCUACAGUCUUCCAUACAAGGGACACUGAUGUAACUGAGAAAAUGGAUUACUUCUGCGCUUCCACCGUCAUCCUGCACUCCAUCUACCUGUGCUGCGUCAGGACCCUGGGUCUGAAACGUCCAGCCUUUGCUAAUGCCUUCGGGAGUUUUCUGAUCCUCUUCCUGGCCUGCCAUGUCUCGUACCUGACGCUUGUGCGCUUUGACUAUGGCUACAACAUGGCCGCAAACGUGGCGAUCGGCCUUCUCAACCUCUUCUGGUGGCUGGGCUGGUGCGUCAGGAACCAGCAGCGCCUCCCGUAUGUGUGGAAGUGCAUGGUGGUGGUGCUGCUCCUUCAGGGCCUGGCGCUGCUCGAGCUCCUGGACUUCCCGCCCUUCUUCUGGAUCUUCGACGCCCACGCCAUCUGGCACAUCAGCACCAUUCCUGUCAACGUCCUCUUCUACAGUUUCCUCCGUGAUGACAGCCUGUACCUCUUGAAGGCAAACUCGGACAUUCUGAAAAUAGACUAAAGCUGUAGGGGGGGCCUGUUGUGUGGAGAGGAGCGAUCCCCUUCCUGAUGGAAACUGUCACGUGAGACCUUCUGAGCUCCUUUCCCAGCAGCAUGCCGGGUCUCAAGGCUCUCGAGAAGCGGAGAUGUUGGGCGCUUUCAUUGCGUCCCUGUCCAUAAUAUGUGCUGUGCCAAGACCUGCUCUCUGCCUUCUUUGCCUCCUGGGUGCACCCGAAUCCUGGGUAAACGUCCCCCUCCACCGGAGCUGAGUUUUGUUUCCUCUCUUUUUUUUGCCUUCAGAAAUUUUAAUUCUAAUCCCAUGACUUGUUCCAUUAGAACAUCAAUGAUCCAUCUCGCCCACGCGCUCCCCCGCACACACUGCAAUUAAUGCUCUUCUGUGCUACCGGGCAACAUGGUGCGUUUCCGUUUCCACUGUUACGAAAUCCGUUUGAUUCUCAGCUUGCUGAGGGAUUUCAGACUAAGUGGGAAAUAUUGGAGGGCCAACUGGUGACUCGGCAGACUGGAAGAUGUCGCGAGUACAUGGUGGGGACAUCUGGUCAUAAAGUUGUGUGGCCCACAGGACCUCCAACUCUGCAGUCCGGCACUGCUGAAAUGGGUUAUUGUUAAUAUGUGUAAAUAAGAUGGGUGGGCCAAGGGCAUACGCUGCUCUGUACAUUGGAUUCACUCGUCCUCUGAGACUAGAACGUGCGGGACACCUUCUUCAGCAGUUGUGGGGAGGUGGAUCUCCCAGGUUAUUGGGCACUUGGGGUGAAUGUGGGAAUGAGCUCUUUGCUGUGCAGAGGGGAUUUUUUUGAAAUGGGAUACUUGGUGCAAUCUUUGAAAAUCUCAGUGCAGUGUGAAAUGUCAGGCUGACUUAUUUUUCCGCUCCUUGACAAACCUGCUCUGAUGAAUCCUGUGUGCCCUAUAGGGGAAAAUGCCCCUUUUCUGCAAGGGGAGGGGGCAUUAAGGACCCCCAGAGAUUCCCUAGUCCCUGCAUGCCACUUUAAAUCACCCACAUGUUGUGGCUAGUGCACCAUCCUUUCUGGCUGUUAAGUGCUGAGAAGGGGCUCCCUGCAGGGCUGAGAUGAGGACCUCCUGGCUAGAGGUGGGGGUGACACCCCCCCCACAUUAUUCCAGUUGUUGAGGGGAGCAAAUGAAAAGAAGAACAGGACCAUUCUGCGCAUAAUGACAUUCCGGGCACCCCCUUUGCAAUUGCAUUAGUCAGUGGCCUGCUGUAUGUUACAGGAUUAGGGUCUUACUGAGUAAAGUGAAAGUCUGAGUGCUCUGGGCUCUGCUUGUAAAAGCAGAGAGACCAGGAAUGCGGCAGAAAGCCGAAGGGAUCAGCAAGUGCCUUCCUGAUUGCCAAAGGAAGUUAAUGAAGUAGAUGAUUGCUCAUCGCAAAAGUUAUGACUAUUGCUGUGUUGCUGUACCACCACUAGGUGGCGAGCGUUGCCAUUUAUAUUUCAAACUCUCUCCAUCUCCCUGCAUGAGGCUUGCAGCCGGCCAGCUGGGCUGGUUCGCAUUCGCCCUGAGCUUCGUACAGACAGAAGUGAAAGCAAUCCGGCAUCGAUGUGCCCUGUGCCACCAGAGCGGACUUGGGACGUUGGCUUGGAGAGACCAUGAAUCUGGGUGUCCUCCAUUGUAGUGUGCUGUACGGUCUCCUAGAGAAUUCAUGCCUUGUGUCUGAAUGGGCCCAGCCUGCGUGUGACCCCGUUAGAGACAGCCAGGCCGUUCCUGGUUCUGUUAAAGGCUUGGAGUUAUUAGCUCAGACUUCUAAGUUUGCAUGGGGCUGCAGUGUUUGAUUUGGGGGAGUGUGUGUGUGUGUGUGGGGGGGGGGGGAGGGCUUGUUUGCAAAAUUAGAUUUAGUUCCAUGGUUAAGAUAAAGUCCAGGUGUGUGAUUUGGGGGCGGGGUGGGAGGGAUCGCACUCCAGUUGGGAAGUGGAUGCAGCCUUGGGUAACCUCCAUGGCUGGGCUUGGCUGCCCACCUAACGCACAGAUGUGACGUGAGAGAAGAGGGUAAUAUACAAGCUCUUCCAAACAAGGGACAGGAAGCCAAGAACUCACCAGGGACCUGAGCUACAAUGAGUCUGGGGAACUUGGUCCCUUCGCUUUGCGGGGUCAGUGCUGCUUGCUCAUCAGUAAGGACCUGAGUGGUUCCAUUGACUUAGCUAGGACUGCCUAAGGCUCUGAUCCAAAGCCCUUUGCAGUCGGUGGACAGGAGGUCAGGCAUCCGUGCUUAGUGGACUGGACUGUACAGAAGUCUGCAAGGACGAUGGCCUGGAGAACAUGAGCCAAGCUGGGAAGACCUGGCAAGGGGCUACCUAGAAGACUUGUAUUUAUGUUGACCGCAGUUAGCACAAUAGCUUGUGUUCAGUGGAAAUUAGAGACUAUGGCAGCAUGGUGAUAACCCCAGAGAACUGUUAGUGGUGGCUAACUCUGUGUGUGUUUGUGCGUGCGUGCGUGCAUCCAGGUGUAAUUGACUACAUACCAUUAUGUUUGCCCCUGCUUAGGGGCAGGUGUCUGUCAGUUUGUAUCUCUGUCACUGCUUUGUCUUGUUCAAAAACCAAACUGUUGAACUUAAGUUGCCUGUAACAUCCUUGUCCUGGUGAUGAGAAAAUCUUCUACAGCCCAUAUGUUUGUCCCAGCCUUACAUAUGUGUCUCUCUCUUCUCUUCUGCCUCCCCCUUGUUUAACCUGCCUGUUUUCUUCCCAGAGAAACCACCCAAUGCCCUGGCUCUCCUCCAAUUCCAGAGCUUGUAAACUCCACCGCUGCCCAGCUGCACUGAGCUGCUUAAUGCAAAGAGUGACUUCUGCAUGUUCCCCAGACAUCUGUGGAAAGAUCAGUCCAGACAAGCCACCUUGAAAGCUUUAGGAAAAUUAAAAGUAGAGGCCAGCACAAUCCUGGUCCUUAUUACUUAUUAGCCCCUGCUCUGAAUUCCAAACACUCUUUAACCUGGUAUCCUCCAUUCAUCUUGCUUUACAGAGAUCCUAGACUAGCCAUACCCCUGGUGCAGGAGCCCGUAACUUUGCAGAGCCAUAUCCAGAAUGAGCAAACGGAGAUGUUGUAUGACUCCCGCAGCACUUUGUCGUCUGGCUAGCGGAGAAUGCCCUGUCCAGCUAGCUCCUAGGGCAGGGAAAUCUCAAGGUAAACAAGUAGAAUCCUCUUCCUGCCGGAUGAGAGCCGUCUGUGGAGGGGUGCAGUACCCGCUGCACAGGAAGGGCCAUUCCUACGCAGGUGGAUCUGAGCAGCCGGGGCCAGGCUCUGCAUCGGAUCGGCGCUGAAAGUACUAGGCAGGCCAGCUUUCAAGUCAGGCCCUGGAAUUUCAUGUUGGAAGUGGCGUGAUUAGAGACCGUGCACAACUCUUGAUGGGGGGCAGGAUACAAUUUAAAGAUUUGGAGGGGUGGGGUGCGCCUGCCUCACACGUGUCCUCUGGGCUGAAGAGCAGCAGGAGGGCCAGGGCAGCGGCAAGCAAGCACCUCAGGGAGCAUCUCAUGACAGCUGGUCUCCACUGGCAGGGGCUGGCUCCUGGGGGGGUCACCGGUCAGCCCCGGGCUCCUUCGGGGGGAGGCAAGAACACAUCGGGCACAUCUUGGAGCUGUGCCGCCCACCCUGCCUGGGGAGCACCCAGCCGUGCAGAGGUGGCCAGGCUCGGGGAGCAGAGGAACCAGGCAGCCAGCCAGCGCUCCGGCUCCCACAGCCCAGAGAGCCAGGGACCCAAGCAGGCUGGGCAGCUUCCCACCAGCUUCCAAUCCUCUGGCUCCUGGCAGGAGGCGAUGGUUUCCAAACGGUGGGCUCCAUGGUUUGAAAACCUGAGUGCUAAAUGGAGGGCAGACACCGGGGGGGCUCACGUGUCCCCCUGCAUUGCCUCUGCACUUGAUGUGCACUGAUCAUGAGCAGUGAGAGGGGGCGAGUGGAGCUGAUGGGAUGGCAGCUGGCGCCGGGUGGCUGGAACUGGCUGAGGCUUUUCCCACAUUCAGUGCAUUGUAGUGGGGUCCUUCUCUGGCUGAGCCCGGCUGGGCAGUGACAUGUCUGACUCGCUGGGACCUCUCUUGCAGCCAGUGGAUUUACCUGGUCUCUUCCCUGGAGGGAUUCUGUCCCUGAGGACUCGGGGUAUCUUCCUGGCAGCGGCCCAUGCGGUUCCACAAGGCUAGGCCCUCCUCUCGCUCAUCUCCAGUCGCAGUCCCACCCUUUGGCAUGCGGUGGUCCAGAGCUGUGGAGUGUCCAGAGCUGUGUCCAGCCCAGGGGUCUGCCAAAAUAAACCAGAGAGCAGGGUUGAAGUUGAAGCCUGAGCAAUUUAGUUUCGAGGGGCCCCCUGUGGCAUCAGGCCCUGGGCCAUACCGUGCUUGCUACCCCCUAAUGCUGGCCCUAGCUUUUAAUCCACUGGAUAUGCAGUUGUGGCCCAGGUGGGCCAUGAAAUUUUUAAAGCAUGUUGGGGGGUGCUCAGAAAGAGAGAUUGAGAACCCCUGGUCCAGAGAAUGGCUCCUUCACCUUGGUAGAACCUCCUGCCUUCCUUAUGCUGGGGCUGCAAUAGGCCAGCUGGGCUCGCUUGCCAAGGUCGGCACCAACUGGCAUAUCUGCUGCUUCCUAGGUCGCUGGUGGGCAUUGGCCUGUUACUGAAAGGAGUCGCGAUAGGCCUCGGUACCAUCCUCUUCUGAUAGUGCUGGGACGUGGCUGGGCUUUCCCAGGUGGGGGUGGGGCUGAUGCCAGCAUUCCCUCCUGGCACGGGGCCUCCUGACACUCCAGCCCCUGCUCUGUCCCCUGAGACUGGCCUAGCAGGACUUCCCUUGCUUCCCCCACUUCCUGAAGAGCCAGCGUCCCUUCUUCCCACUUGCUCCAGGGCUUGGCACCUGCUCUGCAGGCCCAAGGCUCUGACCUCACCUUUCCAUCCAGCAGCCAUCCCAGGGCUUUGCCUUAUUCCAGCCUGGUCUCCUGUAGUCACUGUGCUCCGAGUCUCGGGGGAAGCAUCUCUGGAAAAAAAAUGCCCUGUCUCUGGUUUUAAACCUUAGUUUUCCUUACUCACUGUGUGUGCGCGUGUGCUGGAGCAGAUAGUUUUCGGGCCAGUUUAAAAACUUCUAUUGCACUGGGAGGCCUUGAUCCAUGAGCCCCUCCCUCCCCGUGGCUUUCCACCAGAGUGCUGUACCAGAGCAAGGAGGAGGCAUUUGGUGUGACGCUGUAGUUAGCAGGGUUGUAAUGGAGGCUUCUCAUGGAAAUUCUUGCCAAGAACAGACUGGCUGUGUGGGCAGUGGUAUACAACAGGUGAUCGUACAGUGAAAGCAGGUGAAGUUUCUUUCGUGUGUGUGUGUUUGUGUGUGAGAGAGAGAAAUGAUUGACCCCGGCCGCAAAAGCAGCUUGUGGCCUCUGAGCGCUCUGUGCCAACUUCUUACUGAAACGUCCCAGUGGGUAAUUUUAGAAGUAGAAAACAAACAGCACAUCCUCCCCAGAUAGCUUCCAGCCAACGCAGCACAUUGUGUGCUCGCUCGCUGGCCUUUCACCCUCGUAGCUAUCACCGGAGCCUGGCAUUUGUUUUUCACAUGGAAAGUGACCGGACAUUCUACUGGCAUCGCCCCUGCCAGCCACUUCAGCUGGGCUUGGUAACAGAAUUUCCUGAAGGUGACCGGAAAGUGCGGUUGGUGGGAGCAGCUGCUUUGCUGCGGGGGAAAGGGGGAGAGCAUAGAUUUGUGAGUUUCUUUUUCCUCCUCCGUUUCCGAGGAUAUUUCCUUCUCUGGUUAUACAGGUGAUGGGUUGGGAUAAUCUGUAUAUAUCAUGGUAAUAAGGGAAUGGGGGCAGAUUUUUUAUCACUGUACAGCCCACACACCUGUCGUGUGGGGAGGUGACUGUGACUAACGUGUAUUCUGUUGCUGUUUCACUUCUUAAAUCAGCUCUUUGGAGCGUGAUCAGUUCAUUGUAUUAGACUUGGGUCAAGUCGGCGAUUAUUGCAAACGGUGCAAAUGAACCUUUGUCUUUGUUGUUGUCCUGGUUUCUCUGAGAAUAAAAUUGUAAUUAAUCUAAUAA